UUUUAGUUAAAAGGUUUAUGUCUGGUGUCAUAAUUGUUGCUGACCAAAGCACUUUGAGGGACUUCCAUGUAAGCUGAUGGUAUUGUUUUGAGCAGUUCCUUUAAAAAAGUACUUCAAACCCCAAAGAAAGAGGAGGAGGAUCUUGGAGAACCCCCAGCCUAGGAGAAGAAAUCUUUGGUGUUAUAGGAUGAAGGUGAUAAAACGGGAACUGUGCAGGAGCUGGCAUCACGAGAUGGUUCAGGUAGAUGGGAGUCCAGAGGGAGCUCAGCCUCAAGAAGUGGUUCAGGAACCCAUUCAGGUGGAUGAAAGCCCAGAAGGAACUCAGCAAAUCUCACCAGUACAGCAGGAGCAAGAAGACCAUUCCUCAGCAGUGCAGCUACUGCCCUCUGCUCAAGAGCCUCAAGGAGGGAAUGAUAUCCAUGUGCACCCACAGAGGCAGCCAGGGCAAGGAGGCACGGCCCCAGACAUGGGACCACAACCAACAGAAUCAGGCUGGGAGCUCCCAAAAGUGACUGUCAAGGUGCAGCCCCAGAACAUGAGCCAGGGGUGGGACUGCCCGGAGGUGACAGUGCAGGUGCAGCCUCAGAGGCCAAACCCAGGAUGGGAAGCCCCAUCAGUGACUGUGCAGGUGCAGCUCCAGCAGCAGGGCCCAGGGCCAUCUCUCCCACAAGUAACUGUACAGCUACAGCCCCAGGAGUGGGGACAAGGCACUGCUGGCAUCAAGGUCACUGUGCAGCUGCAGUUGGGCUGUGACCCAGAAGAGGUAACCUUCCUCCAGAACCAAGGUGAGGAAGUGUUAGAUAAUGGAGAACAGUGGACCCUCCCAAAAAAUCAGGGAGGGAUGAUGACAAGAUCUGAAGGUGAGAGGGAGCUUGCUGUGGUGGAGCUGGUGCCACAGGGGCUUCUGAGCCAAAAACAGGAUCAAGGAGAAGUGGAAAAACCCCAGCAGGACCAGUGCCAAGAGGAAAGAGCAGAAGUGGUGAAGGUGCAUGACAUGCAGGCUGGAGACAAAGCAGACCUGAAUGGGAUGGUGACAGAGGAACAGCUGCGGGACCAGAGCCAAGAGCAGGAACAGCUAAAAGCAGACCAGCUUCUGCAAAAGGAAGACCAAAGACAUACUGUGAUGAGACAGGAGCAAGGUAAUAUCCAAGAAGGGCCCAGGGGGAUUGUAGAAGACCAGAAGGAAGACCUAGCACGAGAACAGUCUAAGAAACGUCCGAGAGAGUCUCCAAAUUAUUUUGUUGCUAUUCCAAUAACAGAUGAUCAGAUUUUGGACAGAAUUGAAGAUGUUCAAGAACUCAUAUUCUCUAAAGAACCUGACCUGUCAAGAGCUCUUCUCCCUGUUCAAACUAUGCACCUUACUAUAAUAGUAGCUCAUCUGGGAACAGAAGAAGAAGUGAAAAAGGCUGUUCUGGCACUGAAGCAAAGCAAGACUAAAGUGGAAGACAUCUUGCAGGGUAAAGACCUUAAUUUGACAUUCCAUGGGAUUGGAGAGUUUAAUAACCAAGUGCUAUAUGUGAAAAUGCUGGAGGAAGGCCAGAAAAUGCUUAGCAGAAUUGCAGAAGCUGUGGAAGAAUGCUUUAUUGAAAUGAAUCUCGACAUUUCAGGAAGUAAGGACUUCAAACCACAUCUGACUUUCCUGAAGCUCUCUAAAGCAUCAAGGUUGAGAAGAAGGAGCACACUUCAGAUGACAGAAGAAAUAUUUACUGAGAAUAUUUUAAAAAGCAUGUUUCCCCCUCUCAGAAUUAAAGAAACUCCUGUCACAUCUUCAUGAGGAUUUCACGCCCUGGCAAAGUAUUCUCCAGGCUUCAGGAAACCUGAUGCUCUUCUCAUGCAGGAAGAAAUCCUCAUCAUGCUGAACUCAGUGAGAAACUGCUGCUGACUUCAGCACAGCCAGCUGCUACGAGACUGACAGGGUUAUCAUUAUGCCUUAAUUUUAAGCUUAUGCACACGCAUUCACGAAUAGGAACCGCAACAGCAGAAAGGCUUAAUGCAACAGUUAUAAGGGAACUGAAAAAUCCAGAAGGAAGAUGAUGCAGUUCAAGAUUAAUCUCACAAAAAACCCUAAUAUGAAUAGAAGAUCAAACGUUUAAUUUUUUUUUCCCCUUAGAAUGUCAAGAUGUCACAUUUCUUAGGCCGUCUGUCACAGAGCACUGUCAGAAAUGGAGACAGAAUCUGCUGGUUGAAUUACAGUGUGGUUACUCAAGGAUUGAAUCAGUAUUUAUUUGAAAAUUACACAUAAAUUAUUAAUUACCUCC
Molecule: messenger RNA, 2258 nt
Organism: Melospiza georgiana
Lineage: Eukaryota; Metazoa; Chordata; Aves; Passeriformes; Passerellidae
Product: zinc finger protein 853-like
Exons: 7
Coding region: 188-1774 (528 amino acids)
Cellular component (GO): cytosol
Molecular function (GO): protein kinase A regulatory subunit binding
Source: RefSeq, a predicted model, not a curated record